Molecule: messenger RNA, 2670 nt
Organism: Pyricularia grisea
Lineage: Eukaryota; Fungi; Ascomycota; Sordariomycetes; Magnaporthales; Pyriculariaceae
Exons: 5
Coding region: 1-2670 (889 amino acids)
Biological process (GO): mitotic G2 DNA damage checkpoint signaling; double-strand break repair via homologous recombination
Cellular component (GO): Mre11 complex
Molecular function (GO): damaged DNA binding; protein binding
Source: RefSeq, a predicted model, not a curated record
AUGUGGCUUCUUGAGAAUGAAGGCGAUGUCUUCCAGGGCCGUCAGAUAUGGCUGCGGCCAGGAAAGAAGUACCUUCUGGGUCGUGGUAAAGGAGAUAGUAACAAUGAAGCUGGCGAUACAAUAAUUGUUGCGGACAAGACUAUCUCAAGAAAACAUGCCACUAUCCAAAUUGAUGCAGUUCCUGAAGGCCAUGGUGAACUUCGGGCCAGUAGGUCCAAGGUUACCAUUGAGGAUCUCAAGACCAAAAUCGGGACCGUGGUCAAUGGUAAGCAGAUCAAGGGACAAACCUUUGCUCUGUCGGAAGCCUCCAACUCUUUCAAGCUGGGCCACUUUGCCAAGAUGUUCCGGCUGAAUUGGAAACCAGUGGUCCUGACCUUCAACUUCAGUAGUCGUGAGGAGCGGGCGGACCCCUGGUCCAAGCUAAGGGAAAGCCUGGAACAGUUAGACAUCAAAUUCAUAUCCGAAUUUGAUGUGCAGUACACGACCCAUGUCGUUCACAAAAAGCGCAAUACCCCACGCGGUCUACAGGCUCUGAUCAAUGGUCGUUACAUCGUCACGGAAUCUUUCAUUGAGCAAAUCCAGGUGGCUACUGCGCCGGGGGAUGAUGGCGCUCCUAGCCUGCUGGAGCAGGAUUUCAGCGCCAACUGGCCCAAUCCCCUAGAGCACCUUCCUCCUCGUGGUGACGAGCCAAGCAUGCGACCAGUGGAAACCUACGAGCCUGAUCCAAGAAGACGGGAAAUUUUUGAAGGUUACACGUUCAUCUUCUAUGACCAGAUCCAGUACGAAAACCUAAUGCCCAUGAUCACGAAUGGAAAGGGCAAAGCCAUGAUACGCGAGGUUACUCCAUUCGAAACGCAGCCAGAUGAUUUCAUUCGCUAUGUCAAAGAAGUGGCCGGAGAGAAGGGUCUGGGCGAGUUUGAGGACGGCAGCGAGGGGAGAGGUGUGGUUGUCGUCCGCUUCGCACCGAAAAAGGAGGGCGAUUUGCGUACGUGGUUUUGGAACUUUGGCACCGAGGUGAUGAAGCGACUAGACCACCGCAUGAUCGAGGCGAGUGAGUUCCUGGACGCCAUAUUGGCGGUCCAGCCGGGGAUGCUGAGACGGCCGCUUGAGUUCGAACCAACACCUGUCGAGACACCUAUCGAGGCUGCGCCGCCAGCGCGGGCAACACGGACGACAAGGGCCCGAACUGCCCAGACUGCUGCUGCCGAGGCUAACAUGGCGAGCAGGCAGAUUCAGCAGCCGACUGCAGAUGGUGAAGGUGUGCAAGUUGCUGCUGAGACUAGACGGAGUCCAACUCCCCCUCUGCAGAUGACACCACCGAGAGCCACAAGAAGGAAGGGCAGGUUCCGGGGAUUUGACACUAGCGAUGAUGAAGAGAAGCCACCACCCCCUGAACCUGAACCAUCAGCGCCGCAGUCAGUCCCGCAAGAGGAAUAUUCUCAGCCGAUGUUCGUCUCACAAGUCUACGAGUCUCAAGAGCCAAACUCGGCUGACACCACACGUGGUACCCGCUCAACAAGAUUGGGCCGGAAGCGUGCGCAUUCACCGGUCCCCGUUGACGAAGACGAAGAAAUGAUAGACUCUGCGCCGCCUACGACGACAACGAAUAAACGCCGGCGGUUAGAGCCGACGCAGAGUUCAACAUCGAGACUGAGACAAGCAGUAAUGCCCGAAAGCGAUGACGAUGACGAAGAAGCAGCUCCUAUACCCGAAUCGCCCGUUGCAGCUUCAGUACCCGCGCCUGAGCCGGCGGCAGAAAAGCCAACGGUCAAGACUCGCAGGGGCGCCAUCGACACAGAAGUGCUCGACGCUGCAAGGCAGCGCCUGGCCGAGACGGAAGCCAAGGUCAAGAAGGAAGAAGAGCGUUACAAGGUGCCUGAUGACGGCUACACGCUUGAACAGCUGGCCGAAAUUCGUAAGCUCACCUUGGUUGACGAGAUGCCGGUCCUGAACCCGGGAUCAGGCGGUCGCACGCGUGAGCAGGACAUUGCCGAUGGCCGCUGGGACCCGCGCUGGAACGGGAGGCAAAACUUCAAACGAUUCCGCAAAGCUGUACCCGGGGGUGAUAGGACAGGGUCUCGGGCGCCGGCGCAGAGGAUUAUCGUCGGCUACGUCGAGGAGAAGAACAAGGUCUACGGCAUCGGGGAUGAAUAUUGGCUCGAAGACCCUGCCACUUUGGCGCGGAAGAAGUCGCAGAGCCAAGGACAUGGGAGUGCCAGCAGUGCGACUGUGGGCGGGGCAACGACGAGUCCCGUCUCUGCUCAGACGAGUAGUAGACGUGCAGUCAAGGGCCUUGAUAGUAGUGAUGACGAGGACGAGGACGAUUUAAUGGAGAUGGGCAGUAGGCAGGUCGAGCCCGAGGAAGAAGAGGAAGAGGAGCCGGUUCUGCCACGCACGAGGAAGGGCAAGGCGGCUGAGAAGGCCGCCUCUCAGCGUUCGCAAAGGCAGACCAGGCAGACUCAGACGCAAGCCGCGCCUUCGACAGGAAUAUCAACUACGACGCAGUCGCAACGGACUACGAGAGCAGCUUCAGGGAAGCGAGCGGCUACAACAUCGAUAUCAAAUCCACGGCCGGCGAAGAAGGUAGCCCGUGCACAACAAAUUGAGGCUAGUGAUAGCGAUGACGACGAUGAUGAUGGCGGCGGGAGAUUUCGGUUUGGCCGGAGGUAG